GUCCUUGUAUAAAAACCGAACAUCCCCCUUCCAUAGGCCUCUUUCAAUCGGCUCGGAGACGAAAUGGUGAGUUUGACUUUCUUAUGAGGGACUUGCGCUUUCAAUCCAUUCGGCAUCUUCGCAAUCCUUAUACUUUCCCUGUCUAAGCCAAUACGUAACAUGUUUCUAUCUGUAAUAAACACAGUUGUAUGAUAUUAGACCUGAGCAUAACACUGUUUUAGAUUGAUUACAGAAUGAAUAUAUGCAGUAAUCGUCGGCAUACCGGUAGUUUAAAAUGGCUGAUACACUGAGGCCUAACAUGCUUGAUUACAAAAUGAAGAGUUUAUUUUUUAGUAACGUUUGUUCACAAUCAAAUGUGUAUAUAAUUGACAACGUGCUAGUUAAGUUUCUACCGUUAACGCGCCCUGUCUUUAUAUUUGAGGCCUGGAUGAGCUAAGCUAACUAGGUGAUACGCUGACACUCAUUAACCCACCCUAUCAGUAGCUAGUUGAGGUCCUCCGAACCUCGUUAGCUACUAACGUUACACAUGGUUAUUCCAACACGCUAUUUUCAUCGUCAGUUGGGAUUUACUUAGCCAGGUUGCUAUUGCGGUUAUUGAUUAUACUUCCAAUAGGUACAAAUCAUUAAAUAUGGGUGAUGAUUCCCUCGACGGGCGGACAGAAUGGAUGGCCUCGUGCUGUUCCUGUUGAAUGUCGAGUUCUGACAUACUGACGUGCGUUCAUUUAGUUUUGUAUGCCUCAUGGAUGAUGUACUAAAUAGCGUUAUCUUCACAGUCCCACCGUAAGUUUUCGGCACCCCGCCACGGAUCCCUGGGCUUCCUGCCCCGUAAGAGGAGCAGACGUCACCGUGGUAAGGUGAAGAGUUUCCCCAAGGAUGACCCCAGCAAGCCUGUCCACUUGACUGCCUUCCUUGGCUACAAGGCUGGCAUGACUCACAUCGUGCGUGAAGUCGACAGACCUGGCUCAAGUGAGUAUUUGGCUUCAUGCAGUUUUGUACAAAGUUGAAUUGACUGGGUGAAUAUUAUUGUUUUGCGAUUUAUGAAUACAUAAUGAGCCAUAUUAGUUUCGAUCUUGCAUUACUGUAGUUCAGACCCUAAUCUUAUUUUCUGCAUAUGAUGAUCCCCUCGACGGGCGGACAUAUUGGGUCUAACCCUUGCUGAAUGUCGAGCACUGAGCGCAGUCAAUAAGCAUUGACAUUUUGCAAUUUUAAAUCUACUGUACAACUUAUACUGACUACUUCUUUCCCUACAGAGGUGAACAAGAAGGAAGUGGUCGAGGCAGUGACCAUUGUGGAGACUCCUCCCAUGGUUGUAGUGGGUGUUGUGGGCUACGUCGAGACCCCCCGUGGCCUGCGCUCCUUCAAGACUAUCUUCGCUGAGCACGUCAGUGAUGAGUGCAAGCGUCGCUUCUACAGGAACUGGUGAGCCAUUCUACACAUGAGAGUUUUUAUCUACACAAACGUGUUGAAUGUAGUGUAUAAUUACAUUUAGAUAUGAGCCUUGAAACAUGUUGCUGCUCGGUGUAUAAAACAUGUCAUGUGUUUUACUGAGCAAGUCUUAACAUCCGUUGCCCCCUGGUGGCAGCUCCGCUCGGGUGCCUCGUACCCUGAUGAGCUCCGGGCUCCUCUGGCCGGUGGAAAGUGCUUCUUAGAAACCGUGCCAUGAGCCGAAACCCCUUCUGAAGCUGUAACUGCCCCCGUCGCCCCUGUGAAGGUUGGGCAAGCAGCUGAGUGCAGUGUUCUUCCGCUGGCCCCCUGGGGUUAUGAAGGACCUGUGCCAACCCGUGUGCCUCUUCUCCCCUACCCUCCGGUCACGCUGCAUGCUCUCAGGUACAAGUCCAAGAAGAAGGCCUUCACAAAGUACUGCAAGAAGUGGCAGGAUGAUGAGGGCAAGAAGCAGCUGGAGAAGGACUUUGCCUCCAUGAAGAAGUACUGCCAGGUCGUCCGCAUCAUCGCCCACACCCAGGUGAGUCUGAGCAGGAUGGAAUACUCUCACUGCAAUGCCCCCAUAGUUUUAAUGAAUCGAAUCUCCCUUUGACUGUCGGUGAUGAGACCACGGAACACUGCGUCAGGCAUGACGUCCGACACGCAUGAGGAUACAUUCCAUGCUGCCUUCCUUCUGAGACCACAUGUCCCUACUAUUACAUUUUAACCCAAUUUUGGGUUGAAUACAUAGUGUUUGUACUAGUAUACUUGUCCCAGGACUAGCUGCAGGCUCACUUGCCUCUCUCCCUCCAGAUGAGGCUGCUGCCCCUGAGGCAGAAGAAGUCCCACCUGAUGGAGGUGCAGCUGAAUGGAGGCUCCAUCUCUGACAAGGUGGACUGGGCCCGUGAGAAGCUGGAGCAGUCUAUCCCCAUCACCAACGUCUUCACCCAGGAUGAGAUGAUUGAUGUCAUCGGUGUCACAAAGGGUCACGGAUACAAAGGUAUGUAUCUUAAGAACUGUUUUGUGUCAGUGAUGAGACCACGGAACACUGCGUCAUGCAUGACGUCCGACACGCAUGAGGAUAAAUUCCAUGCUGCCUUCCUUCUGAGACCACAACCCACUAAUGACCAUGUAGUUAACCAAUCAUGAUGGUUUAGUUAUUCAUGUAAGGUACCCAGGUACUAAACAUUGAAUUUUCCCCUUUAGGUGUCACCAGCCGUUGGCACACAAAGAAGCUCCCCCGUAAGACUCAUCGUGGUCUGCGUAAGGUGGCCUGUAUUGGUGCCUGGCAUCCCUCCCGUGUGGCCUUCUCUGUGGCCCGCGCUGGUCAGAAGGGCUACCACCACCGCACAGAGAUCAACAAGAAGAUCUACAAGAUCGGCCAAGGCUACCACACCAAGGAUGGCAAGCUGGUGAAGAACAACGCUGCCACUGAGUACGAUCUGUCCAACAAGAGCAUCACCCCUUUGGGUGGCUUCGUCCACUACGGAGAGGUGACCAAUGACUUUGUCAUGCUGAAGGGCUGCACGAUUGGAGUCAAGAAGAGGGUGCUAACCCUACGCAAGGUGAGGAAAGGGAGACCAUUCUAUCUUAUGCAUGGUUAUUCCAAUGCAUUAUUUGCAUUGUCAGUUGGGAUUUAGGUACUUAUAAGGUAAUGAAUAAACUGAAUAGGUACAUAUUAAAUAUGGGUGGUUCCCUCGCUGUGUGGACUGAAUGAAUGGCUGUAGAGUUCUGACGUAUACUGACGCUAUGGCAUUUGUUUGUGGUCCUCUGUAGCUCAGCUGGUAGAGCACGGCGCUUGUAACGCCAAGGUAGUGGGUUCGAUCCCCGGGACCACCCAUACACAAAAAAUGUAUGCACGCAUGACUGUAAGUCGCUUUGGAUAAAAGCGUCUGCUAAAUGGCAUAUUGUAUGCCCCGGUAAAGGAACGUAUCACUGUAUAAUCUAAUUGAUUUUUAACUUCUGUUUUCAGUCUCUGUUGGUGCAGUCGAGCCGUCGUGCCACGGAGAAGAUCGACCUCAAGUUCAUCGACACCACCUCCAAGUUUGGCCACGGCCGCUUCCAGACAGUGGAGGAAAAGAAGGCGUUCAUGGUGCGUUCAGUUUCCCUUUUCCAUGACUUGGCAUUCACUUGUCCCUUCUCUUCACUCUAUUUCGAAAGCCCCCUGGAUUAAUGUAGUGGACCCACCCUAGCUUCAGCCCAAAACACUUUUGUAUAUCCGUUCACAUAAAACUGGCUUUGCAGCUCAGUCCCCUAAGCCUGUAGUGCACUUAUCGUAACCUGGUUCACUCUUGGUAUGAAUUUGGGUUCCAUUCAGGUGCUAGAUCAAACUUCAGUGAGGCAGGGGAGCGGCAUCGUUUUUUUUGCUGUUCCCUGUUCACUCUCUGGGAACAUCACCCCUAGAGCCACAGAUGGAGUAGAGGUUGCUUAUUAAACUCUGUAUAGGCAUUGUUACUGACCACUUCUCCAUUUCCUUCUACAGGGACCACUGAAGAAGGACCGCAUUGCGAAGGAAGAGACUGCCUAAAGGCUCUGUCCUCAAGCUCUGUCUGGUGGUGUGAGUCCUCAUACAACGCUGCAGAGUUAUUUAAUAAAUAAAGUGAAAUAACUCCUUUCUCGUUUCUUAUGAAUUGCAUAGGGAUUGUCUCAAACUUGAAUCUGAGGAAGAGGGGAUGUGUGUGGCAUAACUGGGCCCAGCAAUCAGAGUUCUUGUAUGAAGGUCAAUGAGUGAAUUUGUUUAACUAAAAAUGGAAUGGCUUAUUUGCUACAUAAGGCUUGAUCAAAUGACUGUUUCAUAAUGAUUAAGUUAAGCGUGUCCUGAUAAGUAGGACGGGUGACACCCCAGCAACUUUGAUGGGGGAAAAUACUGUCGUGCCUUUUCACUAACACAAAGUCAUAAACCUUGAGUAUUUCUAAUGUAAUUUCACCUAACCCAGAACACAUGGCAUCUUUAUGCCUAACCGUAAAGAUGCAGAAAAGGCUCCGCUAUUUCCUGGUUGCUAAAAUUCAAAUAGUUAGCUGAUUUCAGUGGCUAAAGUAUAGUCUUUGUACCA
Molecule: messenger RNA, 4475 nt
Organism: Coregonus sp. 'balchen'
Lineage: Eukaryota; Metazoa; Chordata; Actinopteri; Salmoniformes; Salmonidae
Source: the annotation of a GenBank genome assembly